CAGCUACAACUGAAGAGGGGGAAACAUCUCAACCAGAAAAAUGUCGAUGUCUGACAUGAGCAAGGGCAAGAUCAUCUUCUACGAGGACAAGAACUUUCAGGGUCGCUCCUACGAGAGCAGUGGCGACUGUAACAACCUGUCUUCCUUCUUGAGCCGUUGCAACUCUUUCAGGGUUGAGUAUGGAUUUUUCAUGGUCUACGACCGCCCCAACUUCACUGGAAACCAGUAUUUCGUCAGAAGGGGAGAAUUUGGCGACCACAUGAGUACGAUGGGAUUGAGUGGUGGAAUUAGGUCUUGCUGUCAAAUCCCCCUGUAUAGUGGAUCCUACAGGAUGAGGAUCUAUGAGAGGGAGAACUUCGGUGGUCAGAUGUAUGAGAUGAUGGAUGACUGUGACGACAUCAUGGGUCGCUACCACAUGUCCGACUGCAUGUCCUGCCACGUGAUGGAUGGUUACUGGAUGAUGUACGAGCAGCCCUACUUCAGAGGCAGGAUGAUGUAUCUGAGGCCCGGAGAGUACAGGAGCUUCAGGGAGAUGGGAUACGGAGGCAUGAGGUUCAGGAGCAUGAGGAGGAUCACGGAUAUGAUGUAAAAUCUUUGGAAAAAAAACGAAAUAAAAUUAAAAGUAAAC
Messenger RNA from Cyprinodon variegatus (sheepshead minnow), 628 nucleotides. RefSeq names its product gamma-crystallin M3-like. The coding region runs from base 41 to 589 and encodes 182 amino acids. Gene Ontology annotation, molecular function: structural constituent of eye lens. The record is from RefSeq and is a predicted model, not a curated record. The transcript has 3 exons. Lineage: Eukaryota; Metazoa; Chordata; Actinopteri; Cyprinodontiformes; Cyprinodontidae. Gene Ontology annotation, biological process: lens development in camera-type eye; visual perception.